CUAUAUAAGAGGCCGUUUGGGAAGUUUGUGUCUUUCUUAUUUUCUCUUUUCUCAUUUCACAAUCCAAAUCUUUUUACGAAUCUCUUUUGAUAUCACGAAUUUCAUUUUCGUUACUCCAUUAAAAGUCCGUCUUUUGGCCUAUUUCAGUUCAAUUUUUCAUCAAAAUGCAUACUCCAAACCUUCUGAUAGGAAUUUCAUUCCUCUCCACCGUCAUUACUGCAGCCCCUUUCUCUGUUGAUAAUGGCUUCCUCGCUGCUGUGACAGCAACAGAUACGGGCCCAUUGCUAGCGAUCCAGACCGCAGCCCAUGGCUCACUUUCUAAUAUUGCUCCUCCUCCCGCACUAGCCGGAGGAAGCGACAGCCUCACCAAUUUCAAACUUGUCGCCUUUAACGAGAACAUGGAAGUUGCAUUUUUUGAAGAACUCGUCUUCAAUAUCUCCAACAAUGUCGCAGGAUAUACAUUCGAUGACCAAGGUAGUAAAGAUGAGGCGCUUACAAAUCUGAAUGCAAUCGUCGCACAAGAAAAAUUGCAUUCAUUAAAUGCAGAGAAAGCCAUCGUUCGUUUCACCAACGAUACCAAUGCCAUCAUCCAACCAUGCACCUACAACUUUGCGGUCACCAAUUUCGAGGAAGCCAUAGCUACAGCAUCUCUCUUCACAGAUGUGGUCAUGGGUACACUAGGCGAUAUCCAAACAGUUUUCGCCACAAAUGAUGAUUCCGGAUUCAUCCGGGGGGUUGCAGCAACACUUGGACAAGAAGGCGAACAAAAUGGGUAUUUCCGCCAAAUUAUGCAUAAAAUUCCAUCGGCUCUUCCUUUUUUGACACCAAGUACAAGGGAUUUCGCUUUUAGUGCUUUAAAUCAAAACUUUAUUGUCGAAGGAAGUUGCCCAAAUAGUAAUACAAUCCCUCUCAAGGUCUUUCAAAAGCUCACUGCUACACAACAUGAUAGCAUCGAUGCAAAUUCCGUCAUUACCUUCACAUUUCAGCUUAAUGCAACUCAGGACUAUAACACCACUUGGGGCGAAAAGUGCAAAGGUCUUUCACUUGUGUACGUCAAUCAACAGAACAAACCUGUUACUCAACCAUUCGAAAGCAUCAGUUUAAAGGAAGACGGAAAGACGGUUGUUAUUACUGCCAAAUUCCAAUUUGAUGCAGGUGCUGCUAAUGGCGCUACUGGAAAUGGUCUAACUUUGGCUGCUUUGGCCGUUGGAGAUGACUUUGCCAAUAUUUCGGACGUUUCUGCUAAAGCUGUUUUUGGACCGGCGCCGAUUGAGGUUAAUUGAUUGAAUGUUGAUGAAAUGGGGACAUCGAGGUACAGGGAAGAUUUUCAAUAGCAUAGCGUGGAGUCACGUGGUGAUGGGUUGUACUAGAUGGCGUUUGGCUUGAGUUUUCUUUUCCUUUUCUAAUGAGAGGUGAUGCCAUCUCUGCUUUCAUGAUGUUUCUGUUUUGGAUUGGCGCUUGGCUUAGCAUCUUCAUAUGUAUGACUUCGAGAAGAAGAUAUAUUUCAAACACUUGAUUAAAAC
Sclerotinia trifoliorum is the source of this 1523-nucleotide messenger RNA. NCBI's taxonomy places the organism in Eukaryota, Fungi, Ascomycota, Leotiomycetes, Helotiales, Sclerotiniaceae. The record is from the annotation of a GenBank genome assembly.